GAAAAAAAAAACAUACAAUGAAAAAUUAAGCUAUUAUCAAAAUCAUAGGAACAAUCACCUGUUAAAUUACUCUAAGAAUGUUGUGAGAAUAUAAGACCAUUUGCUUUUGGGGGGAAGAGAUGACUGACAGGCAUCCUGAAUCUCUUGCCCAUCAUAGAUUCUUAGUAAAUAUUUGACUAAUUUAAAACCUCAAUCAAUAGAAUUGUUUCAGGAAUUUCAUGCUGAGACAAAAACAAGAUGUUUUCCCAUCUCUAUGUAUAUUUUCACUUAGACAUUUGGGACGGCUAGUAAAUGUCCCAGUGACACUCAUUCAUUCAUUUAUACAACAGUGCCUGUUGUGUCCCACAUGUUUUAUUAAGACAGACGUUUUGUCCCUGUUUUCAUAGAGCAUUUCUUCUAAUGAGGGAGCCAGGCAACAGACAGGUAAACAGAAAAGAUCAUUUCAAAUAGUGCAACAUGUUACAGUACUAUAAGUGAGAUUACAGAGUAAUGUGUGAAGAGUACUGUAGGCAAGGUAACAUUCAGUGGGGGAAGGCUAUCCUCCACAAGCUGCUGAAAGUACCUUCUGCCAUUAACCAGUUCACCCAGUCCUUAGACCCCCAAACAGAAACAAAGCAAGAGACAAAGCAAGAGAAGAAGCAGAGACUGUUGGCCCAGGCUGAGAAGAAACCUGCUGGCAAAGGGGGUGUCCCCACUAGGAAAUCACCUGUUCUUAGAGCAGCGGUUAACACCAUCACCACCUUGCUGGAAAACAAGAAGGCUCAGCUGGUAGUGAUUGCACCUGGUGUGGACCCCAUCAAGCUGGUUAUCUUUCUGCCUGUCCUGUGUCCUAAAGGGGUCCCUUACUGCAUUAUCAAGGGGAGGAAGGCAAGACUGGGCCAUCCAGUCCACAGGAAGCACACUGUCGCCUUCACACAGGUUAACCAGGAAAACAAAGGAGCUUUGGCUAAGCUGGUGGAAGCUAUCAGGACCAAUUACAAUGAUGGAUAUGAUGAGAUCUGCAAUGUCCUGAGUCCAAAAUCUGUGGCUUGCAUUGCCAAGCUGGAAAUAGGAAAGGCUGAGGAACUUGCCACUAAACUGGGUUAAAUGUACACUGUUGAG
This is a messenger RNA of Cercocebus atys (sooty mangabey), 1101 nucleotides long. Its product is annotated as 60S ribosomal protein L7a-like. NCBI's taxonomy places the organism in Eukaryota, Metazoa, Chordata, Mammalia, Primates, Cercopithecidae. The record is from RefSeq and is a predicted model, not a curated record.